Molecule: messenger RNA, 8673 nt
Organism: Electrophorus electricus (electric eel)
Lineage: Eukaryota; Metazoa; Chordata; Actinopteri; Gymnotiformes; Gymnotidae
Source: RefSeq, a predicted model, not a curated record
AAGGACCGCGCGCAUUUAGGCUGCGGGAAGGUGCCGACUGCCCGGAGACAGACCCUAGCCGGGAUACACGGGAAAAAAGCAUAACAUAUUCAGUUCUAUGCAACCAGAGGGUCGAAGAUCAAAGACGAUAGUCGGUUUGAGAUCCUGUAAUUCACCAACUUGUAGGAGCUACAGAAGCAAGACCAAAUUGAAUCAAUCAAGAAGGUGUGUUGUGGAUGUCCUGUAUGUCUGAACACUAACUCUGAGUGUGAGCUUUGACCAAAAAGGGGAAGGAUUUCCCUGUGACACACCCUGCCAUGAACAGGAAGAGGAAAUACGCACUCUGUGGAGGAGUGGUGAUGGUGCUGCUGCUGGGUCACAUGACCACUGCCUUAGAAGUGCCUCUGGACUCUAAAUUUCUGGAGGGAUUACCACAACCUCCCACCAUAACCCACCAGUCCCCCAAGGAUUACAUCAUUGACCCACGGGAAAACAUUGUCAUCCACUGUGAAGCGAAGGGGAAGCCACAUCCGAGCUUCUCGUGGACACGCAACGGCACUCAUUUUGACAUGGACAAAGACCCGAAAGUGACCAUGAAUCCAAACUCAGGCACGCUGGUUAUCGACACCAGCGGCGAGAAAGCUGAAGUGUACGAGGGCGUGUACCAGUGCACAGCACGGAAUCAGCAUGGCACUGCUGUGUCCAACAACAUCGUCAUACGGCAGUCUAAGUCCCCCUUGUGGUCGAAGGAGAGAAAUGAGCCAAUCACAGUACAGGUGGGUGUGUCUCUGGUUCUGCAUUGCAGACCCCCAGCUGGACUCCCCCCACCCAUCAUCUUCUGGAUGGACAACAACUUCCAGAGGCUGCCCCAAAACAGCCGCGUGUCUCAGGCGCUGAACGGAGACCUGUACUUCUCCAACGUGCUGCCAGAGGACACCAGGAGUGACUACAUCUGCUACGCUCGCUUCCCCCACACGCAAACCAUCCAGCAGAAGCAGCCUAUCACGGUGACCGUGCUGGAUGUUGAUACAAUGAAUGAGACAGUCUUGGCAGCUUAUUUGAAUGACACUGAUAUUUUGGGUGACCGGCUGGCCAUGGAGCGCCCGCCCUCCUUUAUGUACCCAUCAGGAGCAAACAGCACCACCCAGGUACUACGGGGAGAAACUCUGGAGCUGGAGUGCAUUGCCGAUGGGCUUCCAACGCCAGAAAUCUCCUGGGCCAAGGACAGUGGUGACCUGCCCAAAGAGCGCUUGUCCUUUUUGAACUUCCAGAAGACUCUGAGGAUCAGCGAGGUGACUGAGGCGGAUGGUGGAGAUUAUCGCUGCCUGGCCAGGAACCAUCUGGACAGCACUAAUCACACCAUCACCGUGGUGGUCAAAGCGGCUCCCUUUUGGAUCAGCACUCCGCAGAACCUCAUCCUGGCACCUGAAGAGUCGGGCAUGCUCACAUGCCUGGCUGGGGGGAACCCCAAACCCACCAUCACCUGGUCCAUCAAUGGCAUCCCCAUCGAGAACUCGCCCAAUGAUCCCAGUAGGAAAAUAGAGGACAACAGGGUCAUCCUCAGCAAUGUGCAGACUGGAUCCAGUGCUGUUUACCAGUGCAAUGCUUCCAACGAGUUUGGCUACUUGCUGGCCAAUGCCUUCGUCAGUGUGCUUGCCGAGCCUCCGAGGGUGCUGACACCUCCAAACCACAUCUACCAAGUUAUCAGCAACAGGCUGGCCAUGUUGGAUUGUGCCUCCUUUGGGUCACCAAUACCCAAGAUUACUUGGUUCAAAGAUGGCCAGACUGCUGUAAAGGAUGGGGAUACUUAUCUGCUGCACGAGAAUGGCACUUUACAGAUAACUGCAGCACAGCCCUUACACAGUGGGAAAUACACAUGUGUGGCUACAAACAACCAGGGCAGCAAGGAAAAUCAAGUCUACCUAGAAGUGAAAGAGCCCACGCGAAUCCUCCGACAACCAGAAUACAAGGUGGUGCAGAGGAGAGGGAAGGCUGUGUUUGAGUGUAAGGUGACGCAUGAUCCAACGCUGAUCCUUGUCAUGACCUGGCUCAAAGACAAUGGAGAGCUGCCUGAUGAUGAUCGGUUUGUGGUGGGCUCUGACAGUCUGACUAUAAACAAUGUGAUGGAGCAGGAUGAAGGCACCUACAUGUGCAUUAUGAACACCACCUUGGAUCAAGACUCGGCCAGUGCCAUGCUGACAGUAGUUGAAGCCACUCCAACUCCACCUGUUUUCUACGAGCGACCAGACCCACCGAGAGACCUGGAGCUGACUGACCAGAGGGAGAGGAGUGUGCAGCUGACCUGGACCCCUGGAGAUGAACACAACAGUCGCAUUCAGGAGUUCCUGAUCCAGUAUGAGGAUUCGCUCCACGAGCCAGGGACAUGGAACAACCUGACAGUGGUGGCAGGCACGAGCACCACGGUGCUCCUGGACCUCUCCCCAUACGUGUAUUACUCCUUCAGGGUGCUUGCACUCAACAACGUAGGCCUGAGUGACCCCAGCCACCCGUCCAGCCAGUACCGCACCAACCCCGCUCAGCCUGAUGAAAAUCCAUCAGAUGUUGAGGUGGCUGGAACUGAGCCUAACAAUAUGGUGAUCUCCUGGCGGGAGCUAACAGGGCUUCAGGCCAACGGCCCUGGGCUUCAGUAUAAGGUGAGCUGGAGACGGUGGGACAUGGGCGGAGACUGGACGUCCGUCACUGUGGCUAACAUCUCCGAAUACAUAGUGUCAGGCACACCCACCUUCGUCCCAUAUGAGGUGACUGUGCAGGCCGAGAACAACUAUGGGGCUGGCCCUGAACCAGAGGUGGUGCUGGGAUACUCAGGAGAGGGCCGGCCCAUGACGCCACCGGAGAAUGUGCAGGUACUGGUGCAGAACAGCACGCUGGCUGAGGUCCACUGGGAGUCCAUUCAGCCCUCUGCAGUCAGAGGCAGAUUGCAGGGAUACAAGGUGAAGUACUGGAAGGAGAGAAGCCUGCUGAGGGAGGACACCCAUCCAGAAGAGCCUCGGAUACGCAUUUUCAGUGGGAACGAGACAAAGGGUCACCUCCCUGAUCUGCACCCCUACAGCCAAUAUGCCAUCAGUGUCCUUGUCUUCAACAGCAAGGGUGAUGGGCCACCCAGCGCGGACCAGCAUUUUGAGACGCCUGAGGGAGUGCCUGGACCUCCUGCCUUCUUCAGAAUUAGGGAUUCAUAUCUGGACUCACUGACGGUUGAGUGGGGUCCUCCUGUGGACGACAAUGGUCACCUCAUUGGCUAUGUGCUUAGAUACCAGCCCGUUAAUAACACAGAGGAGGUUAAAGAGAUGACUUUCUUGGCCAAUGAGACCAGCAUUACUCUCGAAAAUCUCAAGUACAGCACACACUACAAGUUCUUCCUUAACGGCAUGACAAUCAAGGGCUCAGGGCCCGCCAUCACGAAGGCCAUCACAAUCAUGGAUGAAGCACUGAUACGGCAGCCCGCAGUAGAGGCGGGUAAAGGCACUGAACCCCCUUCUCAUCCAGUCUCCCCCGUCUCUCAGUCUGUGCAGCCCCCGUUUUACAAGGCACAUCCGGUAGGUCCUGUUUUUGGAAGGGUGAACUUUUCUCUGGAGGAAGACCAUGCCGUCCUAAAUUGGGAAUACUCUGGGACGGAAAAGAAUGUGUAUGUGGAAUAUGUGUCAGACAACAGUAAAGAGGCCUGGAAGAGGGAGUCUGUAAAUGGCUCCCAGACGUAUCAGUUAAAAGGCCUAAAGGCGGGCAUGACAUAUAGGGUGCGCGUGGUGGCCAAAGACCACACCCAUGUGACCAUCCACAGCACAGAGGAGCUGCUGAUUGCGGUUCCAGCUAUGACCAGCAGACAGGUGGAUAUAGCCACACAAGGUUGGUUCAUUGGUCUUAUGUGCGCCAUCGCUCUGUUGAUCCUCGUCCUUCUAAUUGUCUGCUUCAUCAAGAGGAACAAAGGUGGCAAAUACCCAGUGAAAGAAAAGGAGGAGGCUCACCAAGACCCAGAGAUUCAGCCUAUGAAAGAGGAUGAUGGGACAUUUGGAGAAUACAGGUCAUUGGAGAGUGACACAGAGGACCACAAGCCACUGAAGGGCAGCCGGAGCCCAUCCAAUGGCACAGUGAAGAAGGAUGACAGCGAUGACAGCCUGGUGGACUAUGGAGAGGGUGGUGACGGCCAGUUCAAUGAGGAUGGCUCCUUCAUUGGCCAGUACAGUGGCAAGAAGGAGAAGGACACAGCCGAGGGCAACGAGAGCUCAGAGGCUCCAUCUCCAGUCAAUGCCAUGAACUCUUUUGUGUAACGGCUCUGGGCCUUGCGACCUUUGACCCGCCGAACCACCAUAACACCCCCCCCCCCACACACACACACACACACACACACAAAAACACCACCCCCAUCUCCCUACUUGUCACGACUUCCUCUGGAGAGCAGGAUGUCCCUACUUCACUGUGACCCUCUUGACAUCACAAAAAAAAACAAAAACAAACCACAAUCCAACCCACUCAUCAGCAUAAGAGAGCGAAAGAGAGCAAGACUGUAUUUGAGAAAGAGAGAAAACGAGAGAGUGUAGGGGUGAGAGAGAGAGGUUAAGAGAGACAGAGAAGAAGAUCUGUGAGACAGGAGAAAGCAAUAUGCACAGGAGGAAUAUUCUCUCCCAGCAGCCCAGCGCUCCUCCAGCUAGUCGAAGGGAAUACAGGAGGACCUUAUCCUGAUGACAGCUCUAUUAUCUUUUUUCAAACAUGUAUAUGUGUGUACACGAAUGUAUAGAAAUGAUAUACGCAUAUAUGAAGAUUAUUUUUUGGAAAAAUGGGUUUGUUUGCGGUCAGUAGGCAUCGAAUCCUGUCUCUCUCUGUGCUGCUCUGUGCGCUGCCACAACCCUGCGCUCCUCUGUGAUCGGGUGGGUCAAGGGUACGCGGAGGCUGCGCUCAUCUCCGUGUUAAAGCUGCCUUUUCGUUCUGUCGCCACAGUGUUAAAGUCGGUAUUAUGUGUGCUCAAAGCACCAGCGUCUCCGUGGACACCGUCGUGGAAUACGUGGAUAUGUGUAAACGCUAUUAUUUACUGUCUUUUGUGCCGGAUGGGAGCUGCAGUAAAAUAUUACGAUGGAAAACUUCACACACACAGACAUAGACAUACAAGCACACUCUUGACACUCAAACUGUCCCAUAGCUUUUACAACAUAGCUGUUUUUUAUUUAAUAUUAUUAUUUUUUUAGUUCUGUUGGACUUACAAUUUUGUAAAUGUUUCAUUGGUUUGUAUGAGAUAACUCUUUAUGCUGUUGCACUGAUGGAGAAAGUCUGGGAUUUCUGGUUCUGUCUCAUUCAUUACUGACCCUAUUGUCAUGCAGCAUUAUGGAGUGGGGCCCCCACAUGGCCAUAAUACAGCCACUCUCUGGCAACUGGUCAUCUUGCCUUCUGUGUUGCUCUGUGGGCGCAGAGCUUCUGCACCCUGGCAGACUAGGCAACGUAGAGGGUUUCUCAGUGCCUUGGUAGAGAGCAGCAUUCUGUAGUUGCACACAAACCACUCCCCCCUUUACCCCUUCCAUUCUCAAAGACUAGAGCAUUCUCAAGGCCUCUCAGAUCAGCUAAUCAUGGUUCUAGGGGUUGGGAAGGGGGGCGGUGAACUUUCAGACCUCUGCAGUGAAACAAGCACCUGUCAUCUCCCAGACGCUAUACAAAAUGAUGUCAUCCAUGUUGUGCCACCAGGGUGUUCUGUAACUCUGCGGUUUAUGAUCUGAAGACACACCUGCCAAUCCACGCUACAGGGAGAGGCUGUGCGUGAUCUGGAGAAGCAGCUAGAACUACUGCCAAUCUAACUCUCACGUGUGAACUGCCAUAGCUGCUGACCAGAAGCAGAUUGGUCCCUUACAUUGGGGACAGUAGGGGGCAUUUAAGAAUAAAGAAUGUAGGACCUGCAGUGACCCAUCAUUAGACAUUUCAGUAUAUGUGAAAGCGAGUAGGUGGGGAGAAAGGCCAUUUUCACUUAUAACCAUGUUUUUUAUUGCAUGUUAUCAAGGAUUGCAAGCUGUCGAGUUGUGCAAUCAACAGUUCACAAAAACAGUCCUAAAGCGCUGUCAUCAUCAUGUGUGCUUGGAGCACUUGUGUUUAUGAGUAUGAUUGUUAAUGUGUUUAUGUGAACAUGUAUGUACAGGUGUGCAUGCUUGGGUGUGCACAUGAGAAAGCGAGACCUGUAUGUGUGUGUGUUUGAAAGAGACAGAGAGGAAUAACAUGUGUAUGUGUAUACAUAACCACAGUAUAUUUGUAUGUGUGUGUGUGUGUGUGUUUGUCCCUGGUAGUGUGUGUGGGACUUGGCUUGAGAUUGGCCUCCUUUUGUUAAGGCCCUAGAUUUCAUGGUUUAGCUCACCAUAACUUGCAUCAAGUUUUUUUUUUAGUUCAUUUUUUUUUGUCUGUUUUUUAAUAUGUAGAUAUUGUGUUGCUUUGUAAAUAUCCCAGCCAGUGGUUUCACACAUGAGGGACAAUGAGAGGAUGAGGAGAAGGAGAGGGUCCCACAAUCUUAUGUGCAGCACCUAUUAAAAGACAAAUAGCAAAACCGAUCUCAGAUCACCGGACAAGGUGACCACCUUCAUGUCACUGCUGCCUGGUCGGAAGCACUACGUUUAACAGUCUUCUUCACGAAUCACACUCCUUCUUUUCCAGUGAUUGUAGUUGUAGUGUUUUGUGACCAGGUGACUGCUAGGCACAGAGUUUCCCCUGUGCUGGUGUAGUCUGAGUCUAGCGAUCAUCUAUGCUCAGCACGGCAUGGGUCGUUUGUGCACACCUUUGGUUGCUGAAAGCAAAACCACAAACAUGCAGAUCUUAAAAGACUGUGAUUCCUUGACUGCACAGGUGCAUGUGCAGAUUCACAUGUGGGUUUUUUGUUGGUUUUUUUGUGACUGGUAAUGAGAUAUGAUAGAGUACGAUAUAUAACAUUCUGGUUAAUGUUGAGGCUUCAUUAAAAAAAAAGCAUGAAAGGCUGUAAAAUGGUUUACUCUCUAUGAUAUAAUUGCGAAAUAUUUUGUAUUUUAACUGAAAAACAUGAAAUAAAUGUUGGUUUCAGGAUUUCAUGACCAAACCCUUUUUUUCAGUUUAUUCUGCCAAGAUCUUUUUAUUCAUGUCAAUAUGUAUUUAGGCAGAGACCAAUGUUAUGUUGAAGCAAAGUGCUGAACUAUGUUCAGUAGUAAGCUCAUACCAGUAAAUAUGUGUUAAAUAUCAAUAUCAUACCAGCAUUUUUGCAUUUUUCAAAUUAAAAAAUCCAUUGGUCUAAUCAGACAAGACCAUUAUUUACACAUGUACAAGCACAUGAUGACACAUGAAACCUACAAACAAAUAAAUAACCAGAUCUUUGAAGUAGCAUAGGACCAAAUUACUACAAAUUCAAAGUGGCUUCAGAUACCAGAAAUAGGAUGCUAGAAUAUGGAAAAUGCACUUGUGUUUUUGAAUGAGACAUCAUGAUUAGUCAGCUGGAUUGUUACUAUUGUCUAUCUUAAUGCUACUCUUGUAAUGUAAUGUAAUGCAAUGCAAUGUCAUAUCGCUAAUGUUAGCUGGUUAAUUCAGUAAUAUGAUUGUCAAGUUUACUUCUUAUGCCUGAAUUAAAAUAUCUAAAGAAUACAUGUUUAAUGAUAACUAGCUUGCAAACUUAACCUAACUGAUAUUACUUGGAGUGGCAUUGGGUGACUGGCUCUCAUGUAAGGUUACAUAAACAUAGCUAACUUUUGACAGAAAUGUGGAUAGUUAAUAGCAAGCAAUGUCAAAGCAAUGGAUAUUCAGCCAAAAAGACUAGUUUCAAAGCAUAGCAAAUACAUAUUGUUUUGGUGUAGCUUUCAACAGAACAGUACCUUUUUCUAGCUAAACUGCUCACGAUACUGAUGAUAACAACCUAGAUAAAUAGCCUGAUAUAAAUUACACUGUCAGAUUGACCAACCACUGUUGUAGCUAAUGUUUAACCUAGUACUCAGUUUUCUCAUACAUAUCUUCAUUUGAAGGACUCAAAUGUAAAUCGAAGAUUAUAUUGCUAAGAAUAUGAUUUCAACAAUAGAUAACUCACUUAUGUCUUCCAGAGAUGUUCAUGAGUCACUUUCAUGAGUCUGAGUCAAAUUUCGAGUCUCUGGGAUGUGAGUCUAAGUCAAGUCUCGAGACUCUGGGGUGCAAGUCUGACUCAAGUCUUGAGUCUCUGGGAUGUGUAUCUGAGUCAUCCCAAGUCUCUGAGGUGCAAGUCUGUGUCAAGUUUCAAGUCUCUGAGGUGCGAGUCUCAGUCAAGUCUUGAGUCUCUUGGGUGUGAGUCAGAGUUAAGUCUCAAGUCAUGUGAACAACAAUAUUUUAUGAGGUCACAUAAACUAGUUAACAUGCAUUCUUAAUUGCAAAGACAAAAGCAGUAAGAAGUAUCUAGCUAUAGAUACAAAAACUAGAAACUCAUUACUGUUUAAAUUAUUUGGAACUUAACAGAAAAAAAAAUAAAUAUUUAGGCUAUUAGCUAUAGGUCUAGCAGGCUAUCAUACAUUUUAUCCAAAUAGGCUAACUAACUAACUAACGUUUCUUGUCUACACCAACCUUUUGGUAUUUGUUUUAAAAUGUCUUAUAAUAUUUGACGUUGUUUGACAGUGCCGUUUAUUUUGAUGAUGCAUGUAGUGCAUGUAGCACUUUCACUAUGUUCAUCUUACUCUACGUUUUGUACAUGAAUAUGAUUAAAGGUACUCGUUGUGCCCAUGCUGAAUUUAA